AUGAUAAUAAUGAACGUAGAAGAAAAAGAUGGUAAAACAGGUUUUGAAUGGGAUUACUUGACUCGAAAGAGACAGAUAUGGGACGGUGGUUGGGACCAAGAAGUAUUGCCUUUAAAAGGCCAGGAGAUGAAAGGGAAGCAGAAAAAGACAAAUUUCAAGUACACAAAUGGACCUAAGUGCGGAAUUACUGCAAUAUAUCUGUUACAAUCUAUUUCAAUCACCAAAAAAACAAAUGUAAGAUUUCAAGUUAUCCUUUCUGACUACAGUGUGGUCGUUUCCAUGAAAGAAGCAUAUCUGCAACGAAAUGCUAGAUUCAACGUGCUGAGCAAAAUAAGCAUUAACAAAGUUGGUUCUGACGCAUUAAACUCUUCUUAUUUUCUCUUAUUCUGCAUUUAUAUUAGUGACGCCAUAUAUGUUGAUUACGCUACCAACAAAUUAUUUAAUUUUUUUCAAGAUGAAAAUUCACAGAGCAUUUUAUCACAGUAA
This is a messenger RNA of Echinococcus granulosus, 486 nucleotides long. RefSeq lists its product as hypothetical. Bases 1 to 486 code for a protein of 161 amino acids. The transcript has 4 exons. Lineage: Eukaryota; Metazoa; Platyhelminthes; Cestoda; Cyclophyllidea; Taeniidae. The record is from RefSeq and is a predicted model, not a curated record.